AAUACCAGAUGUGCCAUCCGCGAUAGUUUCAUUUCUACGCAGGCACUAAGGGGAGAAGGAGGAAACAAACAAAGAAGCGCCUACCAUUUUAAAAAUAGCUACUGCUGGGCCUUCAAUGGACGCGGGAGCAGCCGGCGCCGCCUCCGCCACCGAUGAUCUUCCGAUGACGGCUGCCAUAUCUCGGUGGAAAUUCGCCGUGUCCCGGCAGUAUCAGUAUCUGCUCGACAAAGCGACGCCGCAUGUCCUCCACCGUUGGAUCGCCUGCUUAGUCGUGGCCUUCAUCUACGUCAUCCGCGUCUACAUCGUCCAGGGGUUCUACAUCGUGUCCUAUGGUCUAGGCAUUUACAUCCUCAACCUUCUUAUCGGAUUUCUCUCCCCCCAGGUUGACCCCGAGAUCCGGGAAAUCUCAGAUGGUCCGUCUCUUCCCACCAGGGGGUCCGAUGAAUUCCGUCCUUUCGUUCGCCGGCUCCCGGAGUUUAAGUUCUGGUACUCGAUUACAAAGGCAUUUUGCAUUGCGUUUGCGAUGACAUUUUUUAGCGUAUUUGAUGUACCGGUGUUUUGGCCAAUUCUUCUCUUCUACUGGGUAGUCCUAUUCUCGCUUACCAUGAGGAGACAGAUAUCUCACAUGAUCAAAUACAGAUAUGUGCCAUUCACAUUUGGGAAACAGCGCUAUGAUGUAAAGAGAGCAACGGCAGAGAGCUCAACCCUUCUUCCUAGGGACUGAAUCCUUCAGGUUGAUUGAACUUUAUUUGCUUCAUUUAAGUGGCAGACCCACAAGUUACUUGAUUGCAUAUGCAGUAUUCUUUGAACAGCUGGAGCAAUCUGAGUUUAUUAUGCCUGACUACCUCGAGGACGGGUUUGGGCGUCCUGGAUGUGCAACUUUCAGUUGAGCACUGAUGUGCCACCUGGGAAGAUUCUACAUCCGAGUGAAAGAUCUAGUUUUGGGGAAGGAAAAGGGUUGCUGAAGGCUCUUAACCCUUACCCCUAGUUUUCUUUUAAUAUUUACCUUUUUCUAAUUUCUUGGAUUUCAAUAUAGGUGGGCAAUUGCCAUACUCCUUUUGCUGAAUUCCUAUUUAAAUGACAUGAAAUUCUAUUAAGCCUGUGUAGAAGGUCUCCCUGUCAUAAUUGCAAUGAAUUUAUAGUUAUAGUGAUCGAUCUAUUGCAAUGAAAGUAAUUUUGGCCAAUCUGUUUUGAUA
Messenger RNA from Neltuma alba, 1196 nucleotides. RefSeq names its product protein RER1A. Gene Ontology annotation, biological process: retrograde vesicle-mediated transport, Golgi to endoplasmic reticulum; protein retention in ER lumen. The record is from RefSeq and is a predicted model, not a curated record. The coding region runs from base 116 to 724 and encodes 202 amino acids. The transcript is spliced from 3 exons. Lineage: Eukaryota; Viridiplantae; Streptophyta; Magnoliopsida; Fabales; Fabaceae. Gene Ontology annotation, cellular component: Golgi membrane.